Molecule: messenger RNA, 540 nt
Organism: Funneliformis geosporum
Lineage: Eukaryota; Fungi; Glomeromycota; Glomeromycetes; Glomerales; Glomeraceae
Source: the annotation of a GenBank genome assembly
UACCCCCAGAAUGCCCUAUAUUUUAAGCGAAUUGAAUUACUUGCAACACUUCUUAAAAAUGAUGACAUAGUAGCAUUUUUGAAAGAGUUUAAUAACGAUUUAGCCUCCAUUCCCUAUUUUGAAAGCCAGCAUGCGGGAAAAUACGAAGGAUAUUACCAUUCACACAUCCAUAUGUUAGUUCGUUAUAUCGGACUGCCAUUUCGAAGUGAAGAUGCUACAAGUGAAGAUCGAACUGAUAUGUGGAUAAAAGCUAGGAAUUUCAUUUAUUACAUUGAGUUUAAGCGAUAUGAAGAUAAAAAUAAUAGUAAUCAAGCAAUCAUGAGCUUAAUCAAAGGGGCAAUCGAUCAAAUAUUUGAAACAAAAUAUUAUAAUAAUCAUACAGAUCCAGAAUCCUAUAACAAGAUGAGAUAUGCUAUUGGGUGUGUUUGUUCAACGGGAACUCGAAAAAUUUGUGGAGUAGGAAUUCAAAAAUUCACUUACGGAUCAAAUGGACUUGAAAAAAUGGAAUCACAAAAUUUCUUAGAUGAAUUUUCUUAUUAG